Molecule: messenger RNA, 1474 nt
Organism: Tricharina praecox
Lineage: Eukaryota; Fungi; Ascomycota; Pezizomycetes; Pezizales; Pyronemataceae
Product: kinase-like domain-containing protein
Exons: 2
Coding region: 238-1341 (367 amino acids)
Source: RefSeq, a predicted model, not a curated record
GUUUUCCGAAUGCACGUACUCUACAUAGCCUCCAACGUCCCAACCCGAUUCUCCAUUGCCGACUACCUAACGUGGCGCGGCCGCGGCGGCUUCCCCACACAUGAUCGGCAUCUCGGUCGUCGCGUCGCCCUCGUGUGCCUUACAUGAACCGAACCUCGGCAUGUCUUAUCACUAUGUGACAUCCCCCACAGCCUGCCACUUCCACACCUCCUCGACUUCAUCACAACUACAGCAAAAAUGGCCGGCCCAAUACGUCAACCCAUCGACAUUCCAGCGCUCGAGCGAUACCUGGCCGCAAAAACCUACAUCCAAGCCCCUCUGGACGUCAAGCAGUUCGGCUACGGCCAAUCGAACCCCACAUAUCUCCUGACGGCCUCCAACGGCGCGCAAUACGUCCUGCGCAAGAAGCCUCCCGGAAAGCUUCUGAACCCAACCGCACACGCCGUCGAGCGCGAAUACCGGGUGCUAGCAGCGCUCUCGCCCACUCCGGUCCCGGCUCCCAAAGCCAUAAUCCUAUGCGAGGACUCGACGGUGCUCGACACGCCGUUCUACGUGAUGGAGUUCGUCGCUGGGCGGAUCUUCUCCAACCCGUCGAUCCCGGGAGUCUCACCCGCCGACCGCAAGGCGAUGUGGAACUCGGCGCUGACGACACUGGCGCUGUUGCACCAGACCGAUUUCCGCGACGUUAGCCUGGAGGGCUACGGUAAGCCCAGCGGCUUCUACACGCGCCAGAUCCGGACUCUAGCAACGAUCAGCGCGGCGCAGGGCGCCGCCCGCGAUAUCGACACCGGCGCAGAAGUCGGCCCGAUCCCGAAUUUCGCCGAGAACAUGGAGUACUUCUCGAAAACCCUGCCCGAGGACCGCACCGUCAUCAUCCAUGGCGACUACAAGAUCGACAACCUGAUUUUCCACCCCACCGAGCCGCGCGUCGUCGGAAUCCUCGACUGGGAAUUGUCCACGCUGGGACAUCCGCUUAGCGACCUGUGCAAUCUGCUCUCCCCUUUCCUGUUCGCGACGAAUCCGGAAGCGAGCUUGUCGCCGGGCGCCACGGACUUUUUGCCGGGAAAGACCCCGGGCCUGCCGAGUAGGGAGGAGGCGGUCAAGGUCUAUGAGCAAGCUGUGGGGUGGAAGGUGCACGGACAGAAUUGGGGGCUUGCGUUCAUGCUCUGUAGAAACUCGGUGAUCACACAGGGGAUCUCGGCGCGGUUUGCCAGGAGGCAGGCAAGUAGUGAGAAUGCCGGGGCAUACGAGAAGCUUACGCCGAAGUUGGCGGCGUUGGCUACGAAACUUGUCCAGGAGGAUCGAGAGGAGAGGGCAGGUGGGAAGACGGCGAAGUUGUAACGAUGGAAUUUGAGAUGGAUACCCGGGGUGCGGUCUACGUAUAAAUCACGAUUACAAAUAUUUCGUUUCCUUCUUCCUUCGGGCCAUCCGUAAUUCAUGUAGAACUGCGGGUGAAUAUCCCUACCGCUCAACG